This is a messenger RNA of Euleptes europaea (tarantolino), 3071 nucleotides long. RefSeq names its product MIB E3 ubiquitin protein ligase 1 (gene MIB1). Bases 20 to 3040 code for a protein of 1006 amino acids. Gene Ontology annotation, molecular function: ubiquitin-protein transferase activity; zinc ion binding; protein binding. Gene Ontology annotation, cellular component: cytoplasm. Lineage: Eukaryota; Metazoa; Chordata; Lepidosauria; Squamata; Sphaerodactylidae. The record is from RefSeq and is a predicted model, not a curated record. Gene Ontology annotation, biological process: protein ubiquitination. The transcript has 21 exons.
CCCGAGGCGCUGGGCCAGGAUGAGCAACUCGCGGAACAACCGGGUGAUGGUGGAGGGCGUCGGGGCGCGGGUGGUGCGGGGCCCCGACUGGAAGUGGGGGAAGCAGGACGGCGGCGAGGGCCACGUGGGCACCGUGCGCAGCUUCGAGAGCCCCGAGGAGGUGGUGGUGGUCUGGGACAACGGCACGGCCGCCAACUACCGCUGCUCGGGAGCCUACGACCUGCGCAUCCUGGACAGCGCGCCCACCGGAAUUAAACAUGAUGGAACAAUGUGUGAUACUUGUCGCCAGCAACCAAUAAUUGGUAUUAGAUGGAAAUGUGCUGAAUGUACAAAUUAUGACUUGUGCACAGUAUGCUAUCAUGGGGACAAACAUCACCUGCGACAUCGCUUUUACAGAAUAACCACACCAGGAAGUGAAAGGGUUUUGCUGGAGUCUCGGCGUAAAUCAAAGAAGAUCACUGCAAGAGGAAUCUUCACAGGUGCCAGGGUGGUUCGAGGAGUUGAUUGGCAGUGGGAAGAUCAGGAUGGUGGCAAUGGACGUAGGGGAAAGGUAACAGAAAUCCAGGACUGGAGUGCAUCAAGCCCGCACAGUGCAGCAUAUGUUUUAUGGGACAAUGGAGCUAAAAACCUUUACAGAGUUGGCUUUGAGGGCAUGUCAGACCUUAAAUGUGUCCAAGAUGCCAAAGGAGGAUCCUUCUACCGGGACCACUGUCCUGUACUGGGUGAGCAAAAUGGUAACCGGAAUCCUGGUGGCUUGCAAAUUGGUGACCUAGUAAACAUUGAUCUUGAUUUAGAAAUUGUCCAGUCUUUGCAGCAUGGCCACGGAGGAUGGACUGAUGGAAUGUUUGAAACUUUAACCACCACAGGCACUGUUUGUGGUAUAGAUGAAGACCAUGACAUUGUUGUACAGUAUCCAAGUGGCAAUAGGUGGACUUUUAACCCUGCAGUUCUUACCAAAGCCAAUGUUGUCCGAAGCGGAGAUGCCGCUCAGGGAGCUGAAGGGGGUACUUCACAAUUUCAAGUGGGUGACCUUGUCCAAGUUUGUUAUGACUUGGAACGAAUCAAGCUGCUUCAACGAGGGCAUGGCGAAUGGGCUGAAGCGAUGCUUCCUACUUUAGGGAAAGUGGGAAGGGUGCAGCAAAUCUAUUCAGACAGUGACUUAAAGGUGGAGGUUUGUGGAACCUCUUGGACAUACAACCCAGCUGCUGUGUCAAAAGUAGCAUCAGCAGGCUCUGCUAUAAGCAAUGCAUCUGGUGAGAGAUUGUCCCAGUUAUUGAAGAAACUGUUUGAAACUCAGGAAUCUGGUGAUCUUAAUGAAGAACUUGUUAAAGCAGCUGCUAAUGGAGAUGUAGCUAAAGUAGAAGACUUGCUGAAAAGACCAGAUGUAGAUGUGAAUGGGCAGUGUGCAGGACACACAGCUAUGCAAGCAGCUAGUCAGAAUGGACACGUUGACAUUUUGAAAUUGCUUCUAAAGCAGAAUGUGGAUGUAGAAGCGGAGGACAAAGAUGGAGACAGGGCUGUUCACCAUGCAGCUUUUGGUGAUGAAGGAGCUGUGAUAGAGGUCUUGCAUAGAGGCAGUGCAGAUCUGAAUGCUCGUAAUAAACGUAGACAGACCCCACUUCAUAUUGCUGUUAAUAAAGGUCAUCUCCAAGUAGUGAAGACAUUAUUGGAUUUUGGUUGUCAUCCUAGUCUCCAGGAUUCUGAGGGCGAUACUCCUCUUCAUGAUGCAAUUAGUAAAAAGCGUGAUGACAUCUUGGCUGUACUUCUAGAAGCUGGAGCAGAUGUUACUAUUACAAACAACAACGGGUUUAAUGCUCUCCAUCACGCUGCGCUAAGAGGGAAUCCAAGCGCAAUGCGAGUAUUACUUUCCAAGCUUCCAAGACCGUGGAUUGUGGAUGAGAAAAAAGAUGAUGGCUACACUGCCUUGCACCUUGCAGCACUUAAUAAUCACGUGGAAGUGGCAGAACUCUUGGUGCAUCAGGGCAGUGCCAACUUGGAUAUCCAGAAUGUAAACCAGCAAACUGCACUGCACCUUGCUGUUGAACGACAGCACACCCAAAUAGUACGGCUCCUGGUUCGUGCAGGUGCUAAAUUGGAUAUUCAGGAUAAAGACGGGGAUACUCCUCUGCACGAAGCUCUGAGGCACCACACCUUGUCACAGCUUCGCCAGCUCCAAGACAUGCAGGAUGUGGGAAAAGUCGAUACUGCUUGGGAGCCAUCAAAGAACACUUUGAUAAUGGGACUGGGUACUCAGGGAGCAGAGAAGAAGAGUGCCGCAUCUAUUGCUUGUUUCCUGGCAGCCAAUGGAGCAGACCUUGGUAUUCGUAAUAAGAAGGGUCAGUCUCCCCUUGACUUGUGUCCUGACCCUAGCCUCUGUAAAGCAUUAGCAAAAUGUCACAAAGAAAAAGUCAGUGGUCAGGUUGGUUCCCGAAGCCCUUCUAUGAUUAGCAAUGAUUCAGAAACCUUAGAAGAAUGUAUGGUAUGCUCGGAUAUGAAGAGAGAUACUUUAUUUGGUCCAUGUGGGCAUAUUGCUACCUGUUCCCUUUGCUCACCAAGAGUAAAAAAAUGCCUCAUCUGCAAAGAGCAAGUUCAAUCAAGAACAAAGAUUGAAGAAUGUGUCGUAUGCUCAGAUAAAAAAGCAGCAGUACUCUUUCAGCCUUGUGGUCACAUGUGUGCUUGUGAAAAUUGUGCCAGUCUGAUGAAAAAAUGUGUACAGUGUCGGGCAGUGGUAGAACGAAGAGUGCCUUUUAUCAUGUGUUGUGGUGGGAAAGGUACAGAAGAUACCGUCGAUGAUAUCUCAAGUGGAAACAUUCCAGUUCUGCAGAAGGACAAGGACAAUACCAAUGUCAAUGCUGAUGUACAAAAAUUGCAACAGCAAUUGCAGGACAUAAAGGAACAGACUAUGUGUCCUGUGUGUUUGGACCGUUUGAAGAAUAUGAUCUUUCUGUGUGGUCAUGGAACGUGUCAACUUUGUGGUGAUCGAAUGAGCGAAUGCCCUAUCUGUCGAAAAGCUAUUGAACGAAGGAUUCUUUUGUAUUAAAAAAAAUAUCAAGUGUCUCUUUCUUUUACCA